AUGCGUUCGCAGGGCAAGCUCUUCGAAUACAUAUGCCAGCGGCUUGCGGUUGACGCAGAAAUCGCCGAUGAAAUAAACGAGCCGUACAUAUGUGACGACACCGAAGCUAUGCUGUUGGAAACCUUCGUUGAUAAGGUAGCAAUCUGGCUGGAUUUAUAUUCGCCCAUCCCGCUCUUUAGCGACCUGGUUGCCCGAGUGUCUGUCAUAGAGUCGUCUGGUAUUCUGCGGAAUUGCAUAUUUGCUUGCAGCGCACUGUACUUACACGGUUCUGAUCCAGAGGCAUACGAUGCUGGUUUUUGCCUCAAAUAUCAUAACGCUGCGUUGCAGCAGCUCCGGAUCAACCUUGCCUCGUCCGAGCGCGAGAACCCGAAGCUACUGCUAUGCUCGUUGAUAUUAGUGGUUGAGGGACUUUUCUUUGGCGAAAGCCAGACCUUCAUGCACCACAUCAUUGGAUCAUGGGCCCUUUUACUUGAGAUCUUGGACUCAAAUGCUGUUUCCGGGAAAAAAUAUGGCUACCUGUUUACUCAGGCAUGUUUUUACACGCUUACGGGAGUGGACUUUGCGUUCAUGACCCGGUUUGGAGUCAUGCCUGUGAUGGACUUGCAAACCUCUGAGUUCGGCUGUUUUUCAUCUGCCAACGGCUUAGAGGCACGCAGACUUCAUGAUGAGUGUCAGAUGCUCACCAGCGAUCACCGUGUUGAUUUUGCGAUUGCUGAUGAAAGUUUCCUGGCUAGUCGUGAUAAGACAUGGUGGCUCCAGGAAAGCCUUUUUGUUCUUUGGGAAUCCUUCAGAUUGAGACAUAUUCCCUACGUCGAGUCUGAGGAAGAUGUCAUCGGUGGCUUUCUGGCGCAAAAAUGGCUCAACUUGUGGCAGAAAAUCGAAGAUUUCGAGGCCAUGAUCCCAGCCAAGUUUGCCCCAUUGGUGUACAAUUCCCCGGCUUCGUCCCCUUCCAGCGGCGAAGCCCUUGUGGAGGGUGAUGCUUCUUCAUCUUCCAAUAAACCCAUGCGCAUGGAGAUAUACUUCCUGAUCGAACAAGCAGCCGUUAUCUACAUGAACAUGAGGUAUGCAAAAAUUCUUCUUCUGGAAUCCAUCAACAGAACCGGACUCAUUCCUACCGGUCACAAAAAAUUCAAAACAGUAAGACGCACAAAGCGUGGAACACGAAGACUGUAUGCUGGUCCUGUUUUGAGACCUGAUGAUGAAUUACUGGAUCAUUCAGAAAGAAGGCAAUUUCAGGUCCAGUACGCAAAAGAGAUCCUCGGCAUUGCCGAGUCUUAUGGUUCUGACUCGCUUGUUAGUGUUCUUUGUGUUGGUUUUGUUCGCCAUGCUUCACGGUUAUUGAAUCGGCAUUCGAAAAGGAGAGAAAGUUGA
Molecule: messenger RNA, 1371 nt
Organism: Kuraishia capsulata CBS 1993
Lineage: Eukaryota; Fungi; Ascomycota; Pichiomycetes; Pichiales; Pichiaceae
Exons: 1
Coding region: 1-1371 (456 amino acids)
Source: RefSeq, a predicted model, not a curated record